AUGUUUAAUGAUAAUAAUGAAUAUGAAUGUUUAUGUAUUUUAGAAGAAAAGUUGUUAAGGCAUUUAGAUGUUAUCGACAAAUUGAUAGAAAAUACUUAUAAUAAUAUAAAUAAUUUGAAUGAAUAUAUAAAUAAAAAAUAUAAUGAAAUAAAAAUAUUAGCCAGUAAAAAACCAACUAGAAUAAACUGGAUGAAAUGUGAUGAUAAAACACAUAUGUCUUUAUUUUUUGAUAAAAAAAUAGGAUUCAUACCAUCAAAUGAAGAUGCUUUAAAAAUAUUAGAUUCACAAUUAAUGUUAUCAAAUUAUAGAAAAAAAUAUGAAUAUAAAAAAAAUUCAUGGACCAAAAAAGAUAUAGAUAAAUUAUUUGAAACCGUUGAUAUUAUAUUAAAGAAGUAUGCAUGUUAUUAUUUAAUAGAUGAAAAUUUAUCAUGUGACGAAAAAAUUAAUAAGAAGAAAAUAAUUGAACAAAGUGAGGCAAAACAAAUUUUUAGUCAAAUAAAAUUAUUUUUUGAUAAAUAUAAUCAGGAGAAUAUACCCAAUAAAGAGAAUGAUGAUAAAAUAAGUGAUAAUAUAAAUAAAAAUAUAUAUGAUAAUGUAAAUGAUAAUAUAAAUAAAAAUAUAUAUGAUAAUGAAAAUGAUAAUAUAAAUAAAAAUAUAUAUGAUAAUGUAAAUGAUAAUAUAAAUAAAAAUAUAUAUAAUAGUAUUAAUAAUAAGGGUGAAAAAAAAAACAUCAUUACACACGUACCAAAUGAUGAUGAAUCUAUUGACAAAGAACAUGAUGAGUCAAAUAAAAUUUUUUCAUAUAUAAAAAAUGAUAAAAAAAUAGAACACAAUUUCCUUUAUUUUUCUGAAACAUUUUGGAAUGAAGUUUCAGAAAAACUAUCGAAUAAUCAAAAUGCAAAGGAAUGUCAAAAGAUGUGGUUAUAUUAUGGUUGUUUUGAAGAUGAUAAACAGAAAAAAUGGACAAAAGAUGAAAUAGAUAAAUUAUUAUGUUUAAGUAAAAAAUAUGAACAAAGAAACUGGAAAUGUAUUGCAAGAGAAUUAAAUACGAAUAGAAGUCCUUUAUCAUGUUUUGAACAAUAUAUUAAAAUAAAGAAAUUAUAUGAAAAUAAAGAAAAAGUUAAAUUAGAAAGAAUUGCUUUUAACGUUCUUGAAGAUAUACAAUUACAAAUAUUGGUAUCCAUAAUUGGGGAUAAAAAUUGGGCAGAAAUUAAAAAACAUAUGGAAAGUCUUAACUCAAAUACUAGUAGAAUAAAAAAGAGAAAAACUAAUCUUAAUUUCUUUGAAAAAGAAAAACAAAAAAAAUUUCUUAAUGAUGAAAUAUCUUACAAAAGGAGAUAUUUGCGAUUAAUCAGUUCGACAAAUAAUAUGGAACAAUAA
This is a messenger RNA of Plasmodium adleri (nom. inval.), 1380 nucleotides long. RefSeq names its product transcription factor MYB1. Lineage: Eukaryota; Apicomplexa; Aconoidasida; Haemosporida; Plasmodiidae. The transcript has a single exon. The record is from RefSeq and is a predicted model, not a curated record. Bases 1 to 1380 code for a protein of 459 amino acids.